Neofelis nebulosa (Clouded leopard) is the source of this 2390-nucleotide messenger RNA. RefSeq names its product olfactory receptor 2T1-like. Gene Ontology annotation, biological process: G protein-coupled receptor signaling pathway. Gene Ontology annotation, cellular component: membrane. Gene Ontology annotation, molecular function: G protein-coupled receptor activity; olfactory receptor activity. The transcript has 4 exons. The coding region runs from base 456 to 2162 and encodes 568 amino acids. The record is from RefSeq and is a predicted model, not a curated record. NCBI's taxonomy places the organism in Eukaryota, Metazoa, Chordata, Mammalia, Carnivora, Felidae.
UGGUGCAAUGUGCCCCAAAGUUUUUGUGGCACUGAAGUGUAAAAUCCAUGGCUCCAGUUAAGGUUUCAUCUUUAAAUACUUCUAACAAUCUUCUUUUUGAUGGUUUGUGUCUUUCAACCUGAAUCUCCUGCCAUCACUUCAAGGAAGGAAGGAGACCUCUAUGAGGAUAAGAAAUAAGGAAACAAAGGAAGUUCCAUUUUAUCUGCUUAUUUUCUAAGGUCUUAUCUCUUGUGAUGUUGUCUGUAACUAGUUUUGCUUUUGAUUCAUAUACCUUUUUCUAGAUAUAAGUCAUCUGCUGUUAUCACCUUCUUCACCUACAUUCUAAGGCCCUAUCCGUGUUUUAAAUAAACAUGAAGCCAACUCUAGGUGAAGAUCUGUGGGGUCCACACAUUCUUCAAUAAUAACUACACUCCCUUAAACUGAUCAAUUGCCAAAUAUCCAUUCGUCUUCAUGCCAUGGAGACUCAGCUUCAAAAUUGUUCCUCAACAAGAAGAAAUAUCCAAGAAAGAACCUGCAAAUCCACCCCACAACAUAUACACAUGAACAAAAUGUUUAAUAUUGUACAAGUCCAACUUAACACCAUGGUUGGAGACAAUAAAACCUGUUCCAGUGACUUCACCCUCAUAGGGCUCUUCACUCAUGGUGCAACCUCAGGCUUCCUUUUCAGCAUAAUUUGUGCUAUAUUCUUCAUGGCCAUGAUAGUUAAUGGGGUCAUGAUCUUCCUGAUCCAUAUAGACCCUUACCUCCAUACCCCCAUGUACUUCCUGCUCAGCCACCUCUCCUUCAUUGACAUGAUGUACAUCUCUACCAUUGUGCCCAAGAUGCUGGUCAAUUAUCUUGUGGGCAAGGGGACUAUCUCCUUCGCUGCCUGUACAGCCCAGCACUUUCUCUACAUGGGCUUUGUGGGGGCUGAAUUUUUCCUGCUAGGACUCAUGGCUUAUGACCGCUAUGUGGCCAUCUGCAACCCGCUUCGCUAUCCUGUUCUUAUGAGCCACCGGGUCUGUUGGAUGAUCUUGGCCAGCUCUUGGUUUGGUGGUGCUUUGGACAGCUUCCUCCUCACUCCGAUCACCAUGAGUCUCCCGUUCUGCAGUUCCCGCAAGAUCAAUCACUUCUUCUGCGAAGCACCUACCAUGCUGAGGCUGGCCUGUGGUGACAAAGCUGCCUAUGAAAUGAUUCUAGGUCACAGCAACACCAUCAUGGGAUCCAUGGAAAUGUACAACACAUCCUCUACAGACUUCACCUUGAUGGGACUGUUCAACAAGAAGGACAUCUCAGGCCUUCUCUUUGCCAUUGUCUCUAUCAUCUUUUUCACUGCAUUGAUGGCCAAUGGGAUUAUGAUCUUCCUGAUCCACACUGAUUCUCGACUGCACACUCCUAUGUACUUCCUUCUCAGCCAUCUCUCCUUCAUUGACAUGAUGUACAUCUCCACCAUUGUGCCCAAGAUGCUGGUUGAUUAUCUGCUGGGUCAAAGAACCAUAUCCUUUAUGGGGUGCACAGCUCAGCACUUCCUCUACCUCACCCUUGUGGGAGCUGAGUUCUUCCUACUGGGCCUCAUGGCCUAUGACCGCUAUGUGGCCAUCUGUAACCCCCUUCGCUACCCUGUCCUUAUGAGUCGCCAGGUCUGUUGGAUGAUCAUAGCAGGUUCCUGGUUUGGAGGCUUUUUGGAUGGCUUCCUUCUAACUCCCAUAACCAUGACCUUUCCUUUCUGCAACUCCCGGGAAAUUAACCAUUUCUUUUGUGAGGCACCUGCAGUCUUGAGUUUGGCAUGUGCAGACACAGCCCUCUAUGAAACAGUAAUGUAUGUGUGCUGUGUCCUGAUGUUGCUGAUUCCUUUCUCUGUGGUGAUUGCUUCUUAUGCCCAAAUCCUGACCACAGUCCACCACAUGAGUUCAGUUGAGGGAAGAAAGAAGGCAUUUGCCACCUGUUCAUCUCACAUGACAGUAGUGACCUUGUUCUAUGGGGCUGCCAUGUACACCUACAUGCUGCCACACUCUUACCAUAGCCCAGCCCAGGAUACAGUCUUCUCUGUGUUCUACACAAUCCUUACACCAAUGCUGAAUCCACUCAUCUACAGUCUGAGGAACAAGGAUGUGACUGGAGCUCUGAAGAGGGCAAUGGGCAGGUUCAAAUGUACACAAAAAGUGUCAGGAGAUGUGUUUUGACAAUGUCUUCUUCUCAUGUGGAUGACAAAUAGGAGCCUUUGUGGACAUUGUGGCCAUGCUCUUAAUGAAGGAUUAACCUGGAGGGAAGAUUUAAUUGUGCAGAAGAAGAAAAAGGAAAAGAAAAAGAGCAAUAUAAGAAAUGUAUCCUCUUAAUCUUCAUUCCUUCAUCUCUUCUUUCCUUUCUUAUAUCUUCCAUUUAUUAUGACCUGUUCACUUGCAUUCAAAAUA